Ostreococcus lucimarinus CCE9901 is the source of this 873-nucleotide messenger RNA. RefSeq lists its product with no specific name. The record is from RefSeq and is a predicted model, not a curated record. Bases 1 to 873 code for a protein of 290 amino acids. NCBI's taxonomy places the organism in Eukaryota, Viridiplantae, Chlorophyta, Mamiellophyceae, Mamiellales, Bathycoccaceae. The transcript has a single exon.
AUGGGGAGGGACGACGGCGAUUCUGCCGAGUUUCGCGCGUUUCACGCGACGGUGAGCGCGCAUUCGCUGACGAGAGAGGCGGAAUUGGAGCUCGGGAGCGUGCACAGGGAUUUUGGGUUGGAGUUUCGGCAAAGCGUGACGACGCGGCUGGAUUCGGGCUUCGCCGCGCCGACGUCGCAGUCGUGGUCCAUCGGCACGCCGGUGAAGCCGUUUGACGCGUUUAAAAUGUUACACGGCGCUGAAGACGACGACGUGGAGAAGUCGGGCGAAGCGAAGGCGCGCAAAGACGACGAGCCACCGACCGCGCGAACGUCGAGCGCCAAGUUUGCGUUUGCGAGAAACUUGGCCAAGCCGUCGCCUCGCCUCACGUUUACGGCGCACUCGAAGCCGCCGUCGAACGCGCGAGCGCUUGAUUUAAACUUAAGAGCGACGUCGAACGCGCUCGACGCGCACGCACUGCGCGUCGUCGCUCGAACUCGUCUCGGGGAAUCGCGCGCGCAAGUCGCGGCGCGCACGAAAUUUCGCGGCGGCACCCACGGCGUCGACCUCGAGCUCGGUCGUGAUUUCAAGCCCGCGUCCUCGACGACCACGAUCAAAGCCAUCAUCAAGGCCUCCGUACCGCUCACGAAGUACGCCCUCAAGCUCUCUCGAGACGGAAAAUCCCGUCUCGCCCUCGAGCUGUCGCCCGCCGAGUGCGUCGUCGACGCGCGACUCCGGCCUCGCGGCGCGCUCGAGCUCAGGUUCGGCAUCAAGCACCCGUGCGCGUUACCAACGACGGCCAAACACCAUAGCAUUAGCGUAGGUCCUAGAAGACGCGCGGCGGACGACGGCGGCGACGCUUUCGUCGCCUUCGCCGUCGCCUUCGCCGCGUGA